AGGUAGUUUAUAAAAUCUACCGGCGGCAAAAUUAAGUUUGUAGAACUGUACAUUCAAAAAUCAAGAUCAAACAAACGAUUUUUUUUUCAUUCGAAAAGGUGUGGUGUUGAAGUGAGCGUGUGUUGUUUACGAUGGCGUUUAUAAUUUUCGAAUAUUUAACACUACUUUUGUUUAUAUCAACUCUUGCCAACGGUCAGCGUACCCCCACAAUCUCGCAUAUAACUCAAGAGCAGAUAAGGGAUAUUGGGGGUCAAGUUGACCUGGACUGCUCCGUCCACUACGCACAAGACUAUCCUGUAUUAUGGGUAAAAUAUGAUCGCCUCAAGACAACAGAGUCACUUCCGUUGUCCACAAAUUCUGGUCUGAUUGUCAGAGAUUCCAGAUUUUCACUCAGAUAUGAUGACGCUUCAGCCACAUAUACCUUGUCGAUCAAAGAUAUUCAAGAGACUGACGCUGGAUGGUAUCAGUGCCAGGUGCUGAUAUCCAUCAGUAACAGGAUUACAGCUGAAGUGGAGCUGCAAGUGCGCAGACCGCCCAUCAUCUCUGACAACUCCACCAGGUCCAUCAUAGCCAGCGAGGGAGAGAGUGCCGUGAUGGAGUGCUACGCUGGCGGUUUCCCGCCUCCGAAGAUUUCGUGGCGUCGCGAGAACAACGCCAUCCUGCCCACCGGAGGCUCCAUCUAUCGUGGCAACAUCCUGCGAAUCACCUCGAUCCAUAAGGAAGACCGUGGCACGUACUACUGCGUGGCUGAGAACGGCGUGGGCAAGGGCGACAGGCGGAACAUCAACUUGGAGGUCGAGUUCGCGCCCGUCGUCACUGUGCCGAGACCCAGGCUGGGACAGGCCCUUCAAUAUGACAUGGACUUGGAAUGUCACGUAGAAGCCUACCCUCCACCGGCUAUCACUUGGCUAAAGAACGAGGUGCAGCUGGCCAACAACCAACAUUAUAGGAUUUCCCACUUCGCGACGGCGGACGAGUUUACCGAUACGACUCUGCGCGUGAUCACGAUCGAGAAGCGUCAGUACGGCCUCUUUACUUGCAAGGCGCAGAACAAACUCGGUUCUGACGAAGGCACGGUCGAACUGUUUGAAACUAUAAUACCGGUGUGCCCGCCCGCGUGUGGACAGGCGCGCUACGGUGGCGCCGCUAGUGUGGGCGCGUCGGAGUUUGUCGUGGCCUGCCUCACACUCUACGUGCUUUGGCUGAGAGUCGCUUAUACCAGAUAUUAACUACUCCGGCCUACGGUUGGACCCGCAGAUAUACGGAAACUCGGCGUCGCGGACACAUAUCAUUCCUUUCGGUACAUUUCUUAUUACAUAUCUUCAAUAUGGUGUAUGUAGAAAAUAAUUUAUUUACGAAAAAUUUAAAACAUUCAGAUUUUUUGUAAUCUGGGAUGGUUCUAAAAAUAUGGUGUAUUAGUUUUAAAACAUCGAUCUUUAUGGCAGCUAUUUGUUAAGAAUUACGGGAAUUGUUUAAAAACACUAAAAACAGCAUUUUUCAAACAAUUUUUUAUUUUUUUUUUGUAAUAGCAACAACGGUUUUCAAAUCGAGUAAAAAAAACACUUUUUAGUACUUGAAACUAGCAAAACAUCAAUAAGUAGUCUUAAUUGUAACUACGUACAAAUGAAUCUAGUUUAGGUAUAAGUAUAUAUAAAUAAUUAAUUAAAUAUUAUGCAUUUAUGAAUCUCAGAGUCGAGAUUUUUAUAUUCUAAAAAUUUAUAGGGGACUGGUUAGUCAAUUUUGAAUCUUAAAACGGAUCAUAGACAGGCUAGUUUCACAGCAAUUUUUGAUGCAAUUUUGAUGUUGACAGCCCGUUGGAUUUUUAAAGUUUUCUCAACAAUAUUGAGACACAGUUAUCAGCGAGAUAACCAAGAGAAAAUUUUGGAAAGCCUGUUUAUGAGCCUCUUAAUUAUUUUAGUGUUUUGAAACUUAAGUAGUUAGAUUUUUAAUAUCCAAUAAGCUGACAUGAAUUUCUCUUUCUAUGUGAAUUUUAUACAUACUUUCCUAAAAGCUUCUCUAAAAAAAAUAUACAUAAAAUGACGAUCCUCCGCACCAUAAUAAACAAAAGACCAAACAUUGCGUUACCAAAGUAAAUAAUAGUUUUUCAGACUUUUGCCAUAGAAAAUAGUUAAGAUAAAAUAUAAAUCCAUAGAGAUCUUUAAGAAACUCCUUUUUAUAAUGUGUGUGUACUUUUAUAUAUUUUUGUAACGAUUGCAAUACAGUAUAGUAAUAUCAAAGUGUGAAAACAUACAGUAAGUCGACACCCUUGGCGUUUCAUAAUUGAUUGAACUAGAAAUAUUUUUUAAACAAAUUAUUUCAAGUACUUUUAAAUCGUCAAAUGCGUCUGCCACUAGACGUAUUACCUACCGAGAAAAACCAGCAAGAAACUCUGCAAUAUGCUUUUUUUAGGAGCAUUAUACAUCUAAUAGAUUUUUCAAACUUGAAUAAAGGUCUAAAAUUGACUGGAAACUCGUUAAAAUCAUUCUCACAAACGACUUUCGAAAUAAUUAGUUUUUCUGUCGACUUCUUUCGGUUGGUAUAAUCCCUCUCCCCGCCCCUUUAACCCCGCAAGGUCUUCUAUCUAGACGUCUCCGUCGACCGACUGUAUGAAACAUCUCUUUAGGCUGUGGUAGUAUUCAGAGUAGUUUUAGAGAAUAAAUAAUAUAGUGACGAAACUCAAAGUACAUGAUAUGUGCCGACAUUGAAAUAUUACAUCUACUAAAUUACUUAGAAAAAAUUGGAAUCUCUGAUAUUUUUAAUGUAUUUUAUUAGUAACCAUAAAUGACCCAGUGUUGUGCUAAUUGGCGACUUUUAAAUAUGAGUAAAUAUUAAAUCUUCUAAAUUACUUGAUAGAAAAAAUGCUAAAUUUUGAUAAUUUUAAAAUACUGUCACCUACGCCCCUUAUAAACUAGUUUUGUGUUACCAUAAAGUUACUACCUCUGUUGAAUAAAAACGAUAUUAUUUUAUUGCUGGGCUACAUUUAUCAGCAACAAUUACAGCAAGAUGCAAUUUUUAUAGCCCGCCUACGAGUUACUUAAAUCUAAUUUUCAUAAAAUGCUAAGUCUAAUUUUUCCUGUAUUUAUUAUUAUUUUAAAAAUAUUUAUUAAAAUGCCUACUGUGCAACAAAAUUCUAAAUUUUCUAAGACUGGCUUCAUUCCAUUCUUGUAGGAAAUAAUAAUUUUGUAGAGAUAAUUGUAACUUGUAUUUUAAAUUCCAUCCAUUUUCGGCAUAUUUUGUGUUUUAGUGUAAGUUUUAUAGUAAAGACUUUUGAAAUGAUCUGAAUUUACAAGUAUAUGUACUAAUAUUUUAAUAUAAUAGGUAUACCUAAGUAUUUAAGUAAUCUUCCAAAAUGUGCUCAGUGCUCCAUUCCCUUUUGAUGUUAGCCAAAGUUAUAAUUUAUAAUUUUGAAUAAUAUAAUUGCUGUUUGUAUAUUUUAAUUUAUAAUGCACUUCCUUAGCCUAACUUUAUGCGAUAUCCAAUGUUUUUGGUAGUGAUUUGUUGCAAUAAAGGUUUUUAUAAUA
Molecule: messenger RNA, 3521 nt
Organism: Maniola jurtina (meadow brown)
Lineage: Eukaryota; Metazoa; Arthropoda; Insecta; Lepidoptera; Nymphalidae
Gene: Lac
Product: lachesin
Exons: 10
Coding region: 132-1229 (365 amino acids)
Cellular component (GO): neuron projection
Source: RefSeq, a predicted model, not a curated record